Momordica charantia (bitter melon) is the source of this 2310-nucleotide messenger RNA. RefSeq names its product Tetratricopeptide repeat (TPR)-like superfamily protein (gene TPR12). Gene Ontology annotation, cellular component: cytoplasm. The record is from RefSeq and is a predicted model, not a curated record. NCBI's taxonomy places the organism in Eukaryota, Viridiplantae, Streptophyta, Magnoliopsida, Cucurbitales, Cucurbitaceae. Gene Ontology annotation, molecular function: protein binding.
GAUCCAGCUUACGCAACAAGAAAGCCUUGUGAACACCGUCUGAAUUGCUGCAAGAAUCAUGGAGAAGACGGCCGAUUUCUCUCGUUGUGGGUUUAUGAGGAGGAUUUUCCAGCGACGGUGCAAGUGGCUGAGAAAAUCCUCUGUACAUUCAUUACCCACAAACAACACCGAUAAUGGAAACUUAAAAUUACCCACCACUGAAAAUCCCAAAAGGCAGAGCCGGCGCUCUGUUUCCGAAGUGUGUAUCGAAAAUCCGGCCGCUGCAGCCAAAGCUCCGGCGGACCCAGAUCCAAAAACCCCCAAAAAGCCAACUUUGGACCAACCAAGGCCUUCAAUUUCUCAACAGAAGUGUCAAAUCCAAAGCAGAAGGCCUUCCGAUGCUGCGAGAAGCUCCACAUCGUCCUCCAAUGGCUCUGCACAAGCAAGAGCCAUGAAUUCGCAGCAACAAUUCAACGAACCCAAAGCUCCCAUUCGAAAGUCUUUAAGCAAUGGGGCGAUUUUGGGUAACUUGAAGCAAGCUGGAAGUGGGAAUUUGUCGGCCAACAACAGUCCACGGCUUGAAAGUUCUAAUUUGGGUUUCCUCUCUAAGAAUCUAAAAGACAUGAAUUCAAGUCCAAAACUUGGAGGAAGUGGAACUAUGGGGAACAUCAUGAGGAGGAAUUCUUCAGAGUUUCGACAGAUUCGAGGUAGAUUAGAGCCGGAUGUUUUGAAGUCCAUGGGAAAUGAAGCAUACAAAAAAGGGAAAUAUGAAGAGGCCUUGGAUUUAUACGACAGAGCAAUAGGCUUAGAUUCAGGGAAUGCUGUUUACCACAGUAACAAAGCCGCUGCUUUAAUUGGCUUAGACCGUCUAAUGGAAGCCAUUGAAGAAUGCAAAAAGGCAUUGGAAAUUCAACCUUCUUAUCAAAGAGCUCACCAUCGUUUAGCCACUACCUAUCUCAGAAUUGGGGAGCCCGAGAAAGCUUUGGACCAUUUGGAACAAUCCGGGCCUUACAGUGACUCAAACCAAAUUCAUAAAGCUCGUGCUCUUCAGAGUUGCCUGAGUAGGUGCUUUGAAGCAAGAAAGUUGCAUGAAUGGAACACUCUGUUAAAGGAGUCACAAUAUGCAAUUUCCUCUGUUGCCAAUUCAGCUUAUAAACUCUAUGCCCUGCAAGCCGAGGCCCUACUGAAGUUCCAUAGACAUCAAGAGGCUUAUGCCAUUUACCAAAAGGGUCGAAGCCUCAAAACCAACUCUCUAACCAAGUCGUUUAGUUUAGCUGAUAGUGCCCUUAUUUUAUCCAUCGAGGCACAAGUUUACAUGACCAUGGGAAGGUUUGAGGAAGCUGUGGCGGCAGCAGACCAAUCAACACAACUUGAUCCAAGAAACAAGGAGGCAAGUAGAGUGGCUAAAUGGGCCAGAGUAGUUUCAUUGGCUCGAUUGAGAGGCAAUUUUCUUUUCAAGGAGUCAAGAUUCUCCGAGGCCUGCAUUGCCUAUAGCGAAGGCCUAGAAAACGACCCGUAUAACUCGAUUUUGUUAUGCAACCGAGCGGCUUGCCGAUGGAAGCUGGGGCAGUAUGAGAAAGCUGUUGAAGAUUGCUCUGCUGCUCUUCAGGCACAGCCUCGUUACAGCAAAGCCAGACUGCGGAGGGCUGAUUGCAAUGCCAAAAUGGAAAGAUGGGAGGCUUCGAUUCAAGAUUAUGAGGUGUUGAUAAGGGAGAGUCCAGGAAAUGAGGAAGUGGGGAGGGCCCUGUUUGAGGCGCAGGUGCAACUCAGAAAGCAGCGUGGGGAAGAUGUUAAGGACUUGAAAUUUGGGUCCAAUUUGGUGUCCAUUUCUAGCUAUGAACGUUUUAGGCACUUUGUUACUUCUCCUGGGAUGUCAGUGGUUCUGUUCUGCAACAAAAGCAGCCAUAAACAGGGGUUAGAAUUAGAAGUGUUCGAGCAAGUUUACAAGCGGUUUCCAUCGGUGAAUUUUCUCAAGGUGGAGAUAGAAGACCAUCCAUAUUUGGCGAAGUUGGAGAAUGUGAGCUCCAUUCCAGGUUUUAAAAUAUACAGAAAUGGGACAGUAGUGAAGGAAAUCCCAGGCUCCAAACCCCAUUCAUUAGAAAGUUUAGUGAAGUUGUACAGCAGUUGAAUCUCUGAACAUGAUUACACAAAGUUGAAGGAGUUUGUUUUUGUUCAUAUGUACAUAUGGCGAUGAAAUUCAAAUUCAAAGGAAGAAAACAUUUCAUGGGAUGCUGUGAAACAUUUGAAUUGGAUAUUCAGAUGAAGAUGUGAGUGAAAAAGGUUGCAGCUAAAUUCAAAGUAUAUUAGAUAGGUCUGCCUAGUGUUAUUUUC